Molecule: messenger RNA, 477 nt
Organism: Aureobasidium vineae
Lineage: Eukaryota; Fungi; Ascomycota; Dothideomycetes; Dothideales; Saccotheciaceae
Source: the annotation of a GenBank genome assembly
AUGUCGGACGCCCUCUCGAGUCGACCCCGCAAGGUGUGCUUUGUGACAAUAGGCGCAACCGCUUCCUUCUCAGCUCUGAUCCGUGCCACCAUCUCGUCGUCCUUCUGCCACUCGCUUGAACAGAACCACUACACAGACUUGAUUGUACAGUAUGGCGCCGAUGGUCAUGACUUGUUUCAGUCUUUGGUGCACGACAUAGACUCGGACAAACGAGGGAGCACCAUCAAUGUGUCUGGAUUUGGACUGGACACGACCGGUCUUGGACAAUACAUGAAGCUGGCAAAGACAGGCGGCGACGGCAGCGGUGCAGAAGGCCUUGUCGUUAGUCAUGCUGGCUCAGGAACCAUUCUCCAUGCACUGCGUGUCGACGUGCCGCUAGUCGUCGUGCCCAACUCGGAGCUCUUGGACAACCAUCAGGUCGAGCUCGCAGACGCCCUUGCUGAGCAGGAGUAUGUUGUCCACGGCAAGCUGGAGUAG